AAAAGAGAAGCGCGCCAAGUUCGUGAAGCCAUCAGUCGGUUCAAUGCACUUCCUUUUCGGCAGCCGCCAUGACUGCAACUACAAUCAUGAACCCUAAUCUCUCCCCUCCCUCCUCAUCUUCAUUUCCCGAUUUCUUGUUUUCCCAAUUCGCCUUUCAAGGUUGUUCCUCUUCCAGAUUUCGCUUUCCUCCUUCCAAAUGCCCCUCCGAGUCGAAUCGUCAAAACCCCACGCCGGAGGAUUUUACCCAAAAGAGGACCACUCUCAUGGCGCAAAACUCUCCGAUUUCGACUCUUGAGGUUCUCCAAACCUCUGAAUCGAAUCAUCAGAAGACAGCCGCAGGGCAAGAGAUUCCGAUUUUGUGUAUUGAGGACCUUCAGGAUAACCCGAAGCGUGGGAGUUCCACAUUAACCGUAGAGGAUGUUCAAGAAGUUUCACCGAAGACCCCAACUUCUGAAAGGGAAAGGGUUUUAGUGCAUGAGCCUCCUAUAUUAACUCUAGAGGAUAUUCAAAAUGCAAAAUCGGACCAUCAACCGGCGAUAGAGCCUCCAUUGGCUCGUAGGGUUUUACGGUUUUACCGGCAGUUUGGGUUUGAUGAACAAAUAGUGCAAAAAACCCCACCUUCUGUCCGAAAUUCCAUGCCAGUUCAACGAGAUGAACGUGUAGUUUCGCGUCAUUUCCAGGAAUCAAAAUCAAACCAACAAGGAGAACGAAUUGUAUCACGCUAUUUUCAACACUCGGAAAUAGAACGAGCAGCCCAUAAUGAGGAUGAGGAUGAGGAUGAGGAUGUCAAUGUCACAGAUCAACCAAUUAAAAGAUCAAGGGUCGGACAAUACAGAAAAAGGAGGAGGAAAGACGUAGCUUCUAGCUCCGAUAAUUCAAAAGCAUAUCAACGUUCAAUCAGAAAAUCCUCACGUUUUGUUAAAGAAUCGGGAACGGAUAAACGAGUGCGAUUUGUUUCCCGCUAUUUUCAAAAUUCAGAAAAGAAUCCUGAAGUGGAGAUUGAAGUUUCACCUCCAUUACAAAAUUCAAAAACAAAACAACAAGGAGAGCGCAUAGUCUCACGUUUCUUUCAAAAAUCAGAAGAACAAGAAGUAGUGAACAAUCAACAAGAGGUUAUACAGCUUCCAAGUCAGUGUGCAAAAUCUGUUAAAAGAAUCCGUAAACCAGCCAAGGAAAGAAAAGUGAGGGAUAAAGUUUCUGCUAGGCCUAGAACCACUCUUUCGGCUGACGAGUUGUUUCUGGAAGCUUAUAGAAGAAAAUCGUCAGAUGAUACAUGGAAACCUCCUCCCUCUGGAAUUCGCCUUCUCCAACAGGAUCAUGCUUACGACCCUUGGAGGGUUCUUGUCAUAUGUAUGCUCCUUAACCGGACGACUGGGCAGCAGGCAAAAGAAGUGAUACCUAAACUCUUCACUUUGUGUCCCGAUCCAAAGUCUGCUUUGGAGGUAUCGCAAGAGCAGAUAGAAGAUAUUAUUCGACCUCUUGGUUUACAAAGAAAAAGAUCACUUACAAUUCAGCGUUUAUCUGAGAUGUAUUUAAAAGAAAGUUGGAGUCAUGUCACUCAGCUUCCUGGUGUUGGGAAGUAUGGAGCUGAUGCACAUGCAAUAUUUUGCACUGGAUAUUGGACCGAAGUAUUGCCUAAAGAUCACAUGCUUAAUUAUUACUGGGAGUUUCUCCACAGCAUAAAGCACCUGCUCUGAUCUUAUCUGAGGCAACUGUAGAUGGUUCGACACGAGAGAAGCUGUAAAUUUCCCGGUCUACUUAACAUAUAUUUUUUGGUACGUUACUCUUUUGACAUAAUUUUGUUUUGUUAAUGUUUAUGUUGUUGUUGGGAGUCUGUGAGACCCUUAUAUCAACACAUACUAGAAAGGGGAGAAAUGGAAGCUCUCCUCCAAAAGCUAAUUAGGCUGUAAGCUUGUAUUGAGUGAAGUAGCGUGAGGGUCAUGUUAUGUUUUGAAAGGUCUGGUAGCUUUAUUAUGGGCUGUGCCUUCGCUUUUGACUUUUGAAUAUCAGUUUAGA
Cucurbita moschata (crookneck pumpkin) is the source of this 2016-nucleotide messenger RNA. Its product is annotated as methyl-CpG-binding domain protein 4-like protein. The record is from RefSeq and is a predicted model, not a curated record. The transcript is spliced from 3 exons. Bases 69 to 1697 code for a protein of 542 amino acids. Gene Ontology annotation, cellular component: nucleus. Lineage: Eukaryota; Viridiplantae; Streptophyta; Magnoliopsida; Cucurbitales; Cucurbitaceae. Gene Ontology annotation, biological process: base-excision repair. Gene Ontology annotation, molecular function: catalytic activity; DNA binding.